This is a messenger RNA of Podarcis lilfordi (Lilford's wall lizard), 411 nucleotides long. Lineage: Eukaryota; Metazoa; Chordata; Lepidosauria; Squamata; Lacertidae. The record is from the annotation of a GenBank genome assembly.
AUGAGCGGCGGCCGGCGGAAGGAGGAGCCGACGUCGCACCCACAGCAGCACCUGGUGGCCAACGGCGGCGGCGGCGCCUUGAAGAGCUCGCUGUGGGGCAAAGCGCUGCGGAGCGACUCCGCCUGGGAGGACAAGGAUGAAUUUCUAGAUGUGAUUUACUGGUUCCGGCAGAUCAUUGCUGUUAUUUUGGGAGUGAUCUGGGGCAUUGUUCCAUUGAAAGGAUUUGUGGGCAUAGCAAUAUUCUGCCUGAUAAAUGCUGGUGUCCUGUACCUCUAUUUUAGUAGCUUCCAGCAGAUAGAUGAAGAAGAGUAUGGUGGAACUUGGGAACUAACGAAAGAAGGGUUCAUGACAUCUUUUGCAUUGUUUUUGGUUGUUUGGAUAAUCUUCUACACUGCCAUCCAUUAUGAUUGA